AUGCCGCCAUUCUGGACAAUCGGCUGCCUCUACGGCGCCUCCAGCGUCAUGCUCGGCGCCUUUGGCGCCCACGGCCUAAAAAAGCGCAUCGCAGACCCAUCGCGCAUCGCAAACUGGGGCACCGCAGCGCAAUACCAGCUGAUCCACUCGGCGGUGCUGACGUUUGCGUCGGUCGCCGCGCCGCAGAACACGCUGGCCAUGGGCUUGCUGACGGCUGGUAUGACCAUGUUCUCCGGCAGCCUGUAUCUGCUCGUCUUGGAUCCGCAGCGGUUUGGAAAGGUGCUCGGGCCUGUGACGCCGUUGGGCGGUUUGGCGCUGAUUGGAGGGUGGGUUGCGCUGGCUGUUACGAAGCGGCCUGUUGUGCCAAAGUUCAAGUAG
This is a messenger RNA of Didymella exigua CBS 183.55, 378 nucleotides long. Its product is annotated as DUF423-domain-containing protein. The coding region runs from base 1 to 378 and encodes 125 amino acids. The record is from RefSeq and is a predicted model, not a curated record. The transcript is spliced from 2 exons. NCBI's taxonomy places the organism in Eukaryota, Fungi, Ascomycota, Dothideomycetes, Pleosporales, Didymellaceae.